GGAAUCCCUUCUCAAAAAGGUAUAUAAGUUCAGUGACAAAAUCUUUCCGCAUGAACGCCAUAUAUGGAACUCAUUUUAGCUGCUGCCUUUUUAUAAACGAUUUUAUUUCCAAAAGGAUUUCGAUAUCCUUUAAUAAACGUGUAUUUCUCGAGUCGAUCAUCAAAAUCAUGCCUUUCAUUGAUGACGACUUGCUGUGGUGUCCCGAUAAUGACGGGAAAAUGGUCGAUCUCUCAUGUCUGACUGCCGCUCAGAGUGUCCAACCGACUGCAGUUCCGCCACUCAGUCAAGGAGGAGAGUUCUCAGACCUCACCGAACUUUCACAUGCUGACCUGAAUGGCCUCGUGUCCGAGAUCGAAGGCGAGGAUGAGAUUUUCAAACAGUUUGGUAAUUUCGAACUGGACAACAUUUUCGCCGAAUUCGACGAGAAAGUUGGGGAUUGCACUACAUUGCUCAACAACCACACAGAGGCUGAUGAUUUCCUCAGGAAAAGAUUAGCCAAAAGAAACUAUUUGGACGAUCACAGAGAAAAUUCACACUUCUGUAGCAACGGGGUUGUUAGUAGUAGCAAUCAAGUCCAGUGCAGCAGUUCUGUAUCAAACGAUGACUGCCACAGCCUGCAGUUGGGAGGCAACGUGGAGGGCACCACGAUUGCAGUCAGGGGUAGCAUAACCCUCAGCAGUGGACGUUACCUGCCUUCUAUGAAUGCCAAUCAUUCAGUGAACCUGCCCCUCUCAUAUGGAGAGCCAUCGACUCCACCUUGCUCCUCAUCCUCUUACAUCUCCCUCUCGAGUGCCACACCAACCCUUUCUAGCCUCCUCAACACACCUUCACUGCACAACCAGUCGUUGAACCUGCUGAAGAGUGUCAGCAAUACCUCGUCCCCGUCGACGCCCGUCUCUUCUCGGACAACCAGUAGUCAUUGCCUCAAUUCCCCAUUGCCAUCCCUAAUCAAGAAUAAGAAUAUAGUCGCCGCCAACCCGCUGUUAGCAGAGAAACUUGCGGCGCCUGCCGCCCCGUUGCCUCCAACGUCGUGCGCCGCAUUAGCGCAAAGUCUGGGCAUCGGACCGAUCAAGGAAGAGCCCCCGUCAUCACCGCGCUCCAUGUCUCCCUUCUCGAUGCUCACCUCUUCGUUGAACGUCGACUGCGACAACCUUCAACCACCACUGCCUUCACCUGACUCCAGCAAAGUUGAUACGGCGGUGGAUGGCGGCCGUCACGGUGUUGCUGGAUCGGCGGGACGAUUGGUGUUGCAAGCGAGCCGCAAUAACGGCUACAACACGGAGACGGGCACGCCGACGACGACGGCCGGUGGCGGCGUUCAAUCGUCCACCGUUGGGCGCCAACUUCAUUCGCUUCAACAGCAACAACAACAACCUCCCACAUCGUCUGCGACGACGUCGCCCGUCGCGACGGAACCUCCCAGGACUUUGCUGCGGGGCAUCCUUAGCCAACAACCGGGCGCUUCUGGCUUGGCCAGCAAUAACAAUAACGCGACGGCUAGCAACAACAGCAGCAGCAGCAGCAGCAGCAGUAGCGCAAGUGCCGUUUUGGGUCUGGUCAAUCUGCACAGCAUCCUUCAACCGGGUCAUCCAGCUUUGCGUCCGGCAGGACCUUCCGACCCUCAACAAGCUGCCUACCACCACCUCCACCACCACCUAAACCUCCACCAGCAACAGCAGAUUCUUCGCCAUCCGUCGUUAGUGCCGGGCCAUCAUCCGCACGUCAAACCCGGAUCGUUACCUCCAUCGCCGGCAGACAGCGGCGUCUCGGACGUAGAUAGCAGCAGCGGCCACACCAGCAACGACGAACUCAAAUCGCGUCUCCAAUCAUCAGGUGGUGUUUAUGGCAACGAGGACGACCUGGUCGAUAGCCAAAGUCCAUCGCCAAUCACCUCUUCUUCUUCUUCUUCUUCCUCCUCUUCUUCUUCCUCUUCUUCUUCCUUCUCCUCCUCCUCUUCUUCGAGUCACUGCAGUAACGGUGGUGGUGGUGGUGGUCCCGGCCAGCGAUGCAUCCCGCAGCCGCUCUUCUCUUACGAACGCUUCUCUGUCCAUCAGCAACGUUCUCUUUACGCUGUCAGCGACGGUUUCGACAAUUUCCACCCGCCGUCGACGCCCUUGUCGGCUCAUCCGCCCUCGUCUUACGCCAUCCAUUCCCAGCAGCAGCAGCAUCAGCAGCAGCAACAACAGCAGCAACAACAACAGCAACAACAGUUGUACAGCAACAGCAAUGGCUUGCUGCAUUCACGCGUUGGAGGCGGAUCCGCUUCCGCCGUGGGACAUCCGCCGCUGCAUUUGAUUCCGGGAUCGCCGGGCAACGCUCACCACCACCAUCAUCUGCACCAACACCAUCAGUUCCACCAUCAUCACAAUCCGGCCGGCCCGUCGUCGGCCAUGGUGGCCUUGCUGUCCGGAUCGCCGUCGGCCAGCGGAGGCAACGUGCCCAGCGUUCCGACUUCGGUCAUUCAAGCGCCUUCGACGGCCAGUCCCAUUUCCAGCGGCGGCGGAAGCCCCAGUGGUGGCGAAGACAAUUACUUCUCCGAGCUCUACAACUUGGGCGGAGGUGUCGGUGUUGGCGGAGGCUAUUCCGGUCAAUCGGGACUCGAAUCGCCUCACAGGCGGAAGAAGAUGAAGAAGCAACGUAAUCCAGACGGUCCCGAUGGAUGCCCAUCCGGCAAGAGGAAAAACAGAGAAGCUGGAUCAACGACAUACUUGUGGGAGUUUUUGCUGAAGCUGCUCCAAGACAAGGACUGUUGUCCCCGCUACAUCAAGUGGACCAACCGAGAGAAAGGAGUUUUUAAGCUGGUCGACUCUAAAGCCGUUUCCAGGCUAUGGGGUCUUCACAAGAACAAGCCCGACAUGAACUACGAAACGAUGGGUCGAGCAUUGAGGUAUUACUACCAACGUGGCAUUUUGGCUAAAGUGGACGGCCAACGACUCGUCUAUCAGUUCGUCGAUGUACCCAAAGACAUUGUCGAAAUCGAUUGUACGGGAGCCUAAGGAAGAACUUCUACAACAAAAAUCAGAAGAAGGAAAUCCAAAAUUCUUUCCCCUCUUUUCCUUUUGCUCAUCUUCGUUCAUCCCUGCGUAAAAGUGUGAAACGGAUGGAUGCCUGCCUCCGUGCGACCAGGUCGCUGAGAAGGAAAGGACAACAACAUUGGUGGAGGAUGUCUACCCUCCUCAAUUCUCUGCUCCUCGUCCCCCCCCCCCCCCCUUUCUUUACCCCAUUUUUUGUCCAAGUGCCUUUUUGAUCGGUUCUCUUCUUCUUCACGACAACAAAAAGCAAACAAAACAAAUCCACCGGCCUCUUCUUUUUUGAAAACAAUAACGUUUGAAUUCGAGGAAAUGAUCCGAUUUUCUUUCAUCUCGAUUUCUUCCUUCUUGUAUCCCUUUCAAUUGUUUUCUUUCAAAGGCCCGACUUUGUUUUUUUUUGUUUUCAGGAGUUAUUUUUGGGGGGGAAAUUUUAUUUUAGUAGUUCACUGUGUGUGUCGGAACCUCAACUGUGAUGAUUGUGCGCGCGUUAGUUGGAACGAUAAAACCCAAGAGCGAUUUAAAAAAUUGAAAUGCAGAUUGGAAGGUUCGUUUACAGUGUGUCCCCACUAAGCCGAAAGAAAGGAGAGGGGCUCAAUUCAGUAUAAGUGUAUUAUAUAAUAUUGAAAAAAAAAAAAAAAAAAUUUUUUUUUUUUGUUUAGUUAUUUAUAACGAGUUACAAAAAAAUCGUAAUCUGAUCAUCAUCGUUGCGUGUGUAAUUUAUACCAAUCCCCUCCAUCCCCCACAAAACACCUCGAGGAUAGGAAAAAUACGACAACAGUUUAGUUCGAGCUACUAUCGGUGAUUGCGUGAAUUUCGUGAUUCAGCGUGCAAUGUCAUAUUGUUGUGUGAAAUGAAAAAGAUGACUUAGGCAAAGGACUAAGGGAUGGCGAGGAGGAGAGAAAGAGAGAGUGCCUCGAAGAGUUCAAUGUUUAUAUUCUACAUAGCGUUUUUUUUCACCUGUCCCUCCAUUAAAACCAUUAAUUACGAAAUAGAAAAAAAAGAAAAUUAAAAAAAAAAAUGAAGAUGAUGUAAUAUUGUUAAUUUCCCUGAUUGUCGCAUUUUCGAAGUGCUAGAAGAGAAACCGAAGAGAGGAAAAUUUCAAAAAAAAAAAAAAGUAUAUAUAAAAUGUUCAAUUUGUUUUUGUACUGUACCUUCGACAAAACAGGUGAUGGUCACCACAAAGGGAAACGCUAACGUGCUGUUAUCUAUAUACAUUAUACAUAUUCGGGUAUCAUGUUUGCGCUAUAUACUUAAGUUAUUUCAGAGCGAAUGUCCAUUGCAUGUCAUGGUGUGAAACAAUGCCUUAAUUUUGCCCGCCAGCCCCACCAUUUCAAUUUUGUUAUUGUGACCCUUUUAAUCAACCACCAAUCCCAUUUCAUCAUCCAAGACGAAUCCCAGUUUUCUAUGUCUUUUUUUUUCUUUUCUUCAUUUUGUUUGAAAUCGAGAAACCAAAACAGGGAGAAGGCUAGUUACACUCAAUUUGACCUACUCCAUAACCCAGACAUUUUAACAAAGAAAAAUGAAAAAAAAAAAAAUCCCUCUCCGCACUUCAAUUAUUCAAAAAUGGCGAACAAAGAAAUGGAGAUCUCAAUUCUGAUCCCGUCUUCAUCACUGCAUCACGCGACACGAUGAUGGUUCGUGCCAAGAGCCCCCCCCCAUCCCAUCACACAAAUGUCCCGCUCCGUUCAAUACUAAACUCCCCCAAUUUACAAAAAAAAAAAACAGUUGUUAUUUGCCGCUAUUCAGAAAUUUUAUUUCCCUUCCAUUUUUGCGCCCUUCCCCAUUGGUAUCGAUCUGAAUUGAAAAGACACACAUUGAACGUGGAUGCUCAGCAAUGAUGUCAUUUGGGCUGGUGGUUUUCGGGUGGUAAGGGUUCGCGUUUAACGCGCCCGUACACGUGUCUAUAGGUACGUCUUGACCUGCUUCGCUAUUUUAAGGUGCGGCACGAUCGAUUCGAAAUACGGCACGUCAGCGAUUUCAUUUAUUUUUAAUGAGUGUGUGUGUGUGUGCGGCGAUAUGCAGUGCGUUAUUGUAAUUUCAUUGAACCGCUUUGUAUUUCUCUUGACCUGAAAAAAAAAAACAAAAAACAAAAAAAAGGAAAACUUGUGUGUGUGUGGCGGGUACAUUGUAAUAAUACAAUUGUCGUGUCUAUACAA
Messenger RNA from Daphnia carinata, 5185 nucleotides. RefSeq names its product ecdysone-induced protein 74EF-like (gene Eip74EF). Lineage: Eukaryota; Metazoa; Arthropoda; Branchiopoda; Diplostraca; Daphniidae. The record is from RefSeq and is a predicted model, not a curated record. Gene Ontology annotation, molecular function: DNA-binding transcription factor activity, RNA polymerase II-specific; sequence-specific DNA binding. Gene Ontology annotation, cellular component: nucleus. Gene Ontology annotation, biological process: cell differentiation; regulation of transcription by RNA polymerase II.